AUGCAGUUCUCUACGCUCGCCCUUUCUGCCCUUCUGGGUCUGGUCUCUGCCCAGCAGACGUCCGUCACGGUUGUUGAGGUCUCCGCCAAGAACAACUCCCUUACUUACUCGCCCGACAACAUCAAGGUCGCCGCCGGCUCCAUGGUCCAGUUCCAAUUCCUCGCGGGCAACCACACCGUCACGCAGUCCACGUUCGACCAGCCGUGCCAGCCCAUCGCGUCCUUCAGCAACGUCACCGGCUUCCACUCGGGCUUCGUCCCCGUCGCCGCCAGCGCCAACACGGGCAACAUCCCGACCUACACCAUCAUGGUCAACGACACCAAGCCCAUCUGGAUCUACUGUGGCCAGGCCAAGCACUGCGAGGGCGGCAUGAGCAUGGUCAUCAACGAGAACACUGCCGACUCGACCAAAUCGCUCGCGGUGUACCGCACGAAUGCCAUGAAGGCCACAACGGUCGUUCCUGGAGGCGCCAACAGCGGCAGCUCCGGCACCACGUCGUCCUCGGGCACGUCCUCCAGCGGCGUCACCACCAGCGCCGCCAACCUGGUCUCUGUUCCCCAGUUCGCCGCCGGCCUCGUCGCCGUUGCCGGCACCUUCUUCCUGCUGUAA
This is a messenger RNA of Sporothrix brasiliensis 5110, 609 nucleotides long. RefSeq lists its product as uncharacterized. The transcript is spliced from 2 exons. The record is from RefSeq and is a predicted model, not a curated record. The coding region runs from base 1 to 609 and encodes 202 amino acids. NCBI's taxonomy places the organism in Eukaryota, Fungi, Ascomycota, Sordariomycetes, Ophiostomatales, Ophiostomataceae.